CCUUCCUCUUUGGCUUGUCUAAUCAUCUUCUCUUUUACAAUGUCAACCAUAUUCCGGUAGCUUCACUCUCAACCACCGCAAUCCAUUUUCAUUUCUUUUCUCCUUACUUUCAAUCUCUCUACACAUAUAAAUACCUCGCCAUAGCUUUGAAUUCAGAAUCCACUUUCGUGUAACACUCAGAGUUUCAGCGGGAUAGAUCGGACAAAAGAGGAAGAAGAAAAGAGAUUUACAUACAUAUAUAGUUUCAUGGCGGAUGAGUUCUCGACGGCCGCCGUAUGCGGAGGAGGGUGGUGGAACCCGACGAGGAACAUGUUCGGAUCGUAUCUGUGCUCCGCGUCGAUGAACGAUAUCGGGAGCUUUGUUGCAUGGCCGCCGAGUCAUCACGACGGGGAAGUCACGGCGGAGGUCAAUGGCCGGCCGCCGAGUACUGACCACUCUCCCACCGCCACCGCCGCCGCCACAGACGACUGGAACCAAGUUUUAAUGCAAGAUAACGAAAGGGGUGACCGGAGUUAUGGUUCUAUGCUACAAGAAGACUUGAAUUACGGGGUGCAGGAGACUUUGACAGUAAUCCCAAGCUCCAGUCAAGAAUUAUCCACUAGUUUCCCCAUUACCUCGUACAACAAUUAUCCUCCGAAUUUGCUGAAAUCUAUGUUCGACGCAGAUCCUCAUCAACCUCAUCAGCAGUGUUUGAUAAGUAGCCAGCCAGUAAUCAGCUACGCACCGGCGACUACGGCGGCGAUGACGAAUUAUGGACCAAACUUGAGUGACUUUUCACCUUCCCCCCCUAAAUUCUCCUCCCUCCUCAGCCCAACUAACCACCACUUACAGUUCCCCAGUUCCAUAUCUUUAUGGGAUUCAUCGCUCACCUCUUGUUCUUUCCCAUCUCCGACAUUUACUGACAAGAAACCUGCCAUAACUGCAAAGUUGAAUGGUAGUAAUAAUAAGGAGCUUCGGGAUUCAAGCUGUGUAGCUAACAAAACCAAACCAGAUUUCAAGCGUCCAAGAAUAGAAACGCCAUCGCCAUUGCCAACUUUUAAGGUCCGCAAAGAGAAGCUGGGGGACCGAAUAACUGCCCUCCAACAAUUGGUGUCACCUUUUGGAAAGACUGAUACUGCCUCAGUUCUCCAUGAAGCUAUUGAGUACAUCAAGUUCCUCCAUGAUCAAGUCAAUGUUUUGAUUACUCCCUAUAUGAAAAACGGGUCGCCAUCCGAUCAGCACUCUCAACAGAAUACUGAGGAGGUUUUGGAUGAAGAAGGGUUGUCAAAACAAGAUUUAAGGAGCCAAGGGCUAUGUCUAGUGCCAAUGUCAAGCACAUUCCCUGUGGCUGCUGAGACAACAACUGAUUUCUGGACACCAACGUUUGGGGCAAAUUUCAGGUAGAAACUACUGUAUAGGGAAGAGAUUGAAUUAUUGUUCGGAGAAGUUAAAAGAAGUGAGUUUUGGUGAUUUCUUUAGACCUUUGGGUUUCUUAAGGAAAAAAAGGGAAGACAGGAUAGCAAUGCUGGGCCAUGAAGAGGCAGAAGGGCAUUAUGUUUUCACAAACCAAAUGAUGAUUAAGGUUGAAUUAAAGGAUAACGUUGUAAUAAUAAUGAAUAAUUAAGAAUAAUAUGGAGGUUAGGAACAGGUGCAAAUUUAGUUGAUGAUGAUUAUGAGGGUUUAGCUAGGUUAUUAAUAUAAUAACUUAAUUAUAUUAAUUAACCAAUGUUAUUAUUGUAUGUAGUGCAUGUAUGUGUUGUGUUGUUGUUGGUUGAGCUCAAAGUUAGCAGAUCAGAUUACUUAUUACAAAGCAACUUUUGUUCAAUUCCCUUUUUCUAUAUUCAUUUGUAGGGUUCCAUUGUUGCAACCACUUCUUUGUUUAGCUGUUGAAAAGACAAGAAACAAAAAAAA
This is a messenger RNA of Ipomoea nil (Japanese morning glory), 1890 nucleotides long. RefSeq names its product transcription factor bHLH112-like. Gene Ontology annotation, biological process: regulation of transcription by RNA polymerase II. Gene Ontology annotation, cellular component: nucleus. Bases 247 to 1383 code for a protein of 378 amino acids. Gene Ontology annotation, molecular function: RNA polymerase II cis-regulatory region sequence-specific DNA binding; DNA-binding transcription factor activity, RNA polymerase II-specific; protein dimerization activity. The record is from RefSeq and is a predicted model, not a curated record. Lineage: Eukaryota; Viridiplantae; Streptophyta; Magnoliopsida; Solanales; Convolvulaceae. The transcript has 7 exons.